This is a messenger RNA of Arachis ipaensis, 977 nucleotides long. RefSeq names its product DNA-binding storekeeper protein-related transcriptional regulator. Gene Ontology annotation, biological process: regulation of DNA-templated transcription. Gene Ontology annotation, cellular component: nucleus. The record is from RefSeq and is a predicted model, not a curated record. Lineage: Eukaryota; Viridiplantae; Streptophyta; Magnoliopsida; Fabales; Fabaceae.
GACUCUUACACCACCUAAAACAGGUCUGUGGAUUUAAAAAAGGAAAAACAUACGGUAGGUUGGUCCACCACCUAAACCGAAGCGACUCUUACACAAUUUCAAUUGCUAGAUACCACCAAAGGGCGGUCAGUCAGUCAGUCCAACAAUAACCAAAACCAAAACCGAAACCGAAACCCGUGAGCCCACUUCACUCUUCGGCUUUGGCUUCGCCUAACCAAACUCCUUUCACUCUCCCUUUCUCUUUCUCUUUUCUCUGCUUUCUCUCUCUGAAUGAUGGCAUCGGAGCAACACGACACCGUUUUCCCAGACGAAGACAUGGACGAAGACGACGAGGAGUCCCAAGAGGACGAAGAAGAGGAAGACAUCGAUGACGACGACGUUUUGCCAGACGACGAAGAAAACGAGCCCUCUCCCUCUACCUCGUCCGCUGCCCUCGCCGUCACCGUCGCCGUUCCCUCCUCCGUCAUCCCCAACGGCGAAAAGGCUCCAAUUUCAACCCCCACUGCCAACGCGGCCACCACCGUGGUCGUUGCCCUCGAAGGCAGCUCCUCCGAUCCGAAACGGCAGCAACAAAUCGAGGAGAAGAAGCCGCUCGACGAUUCACGGAGGCUGUUCCAGCGGCUGUGGACGGACGAGGAUGAGAUCGAGCUUCUGCAAGGGUUUCUCGAGUACACAUCGCAGCGAGGUUCCUCUCACCACAACGACACUGCUUUGUUCUACGACCAAAUUAAGUCGAAGCUUCAGCUGGAUUUCAACAAGAACCAGCUUGUGGAGAAGAUCCGGAGGUUGAAGAAGAAGUACCGCAACGUUCUCAACAAGAUUGGUUCCGGCAAGGAAUUCAACUUUAAGAGCGCUCACGAUCAAGCCACCUUCGAGAUUUCACGCAAGAUCUGGAGCAACUUGGGUCCAGUGGCUGAUAAUGCCUUGGACGACGACGAAAUCAACCUCAAUCCCAAUCCUAACCCUAACCCUAACCU